AUGGGCUCCUUGGCCAACUUAACAUAUCUCAAUCUCUCUUAUUCUCUAUUCAGUGGCAUGAUUCCAUCUACACUUGGAAAUCUUUCACAACUACAAUAUCUAGACCUCGGAGGGAAUUAUCUCGGUGGAGUAAUUCCUUUUCAGAUUGAGAAUCUCAGACAGUUACAAUAUCUUGAUCUCGGACACAAUUAUCUUUCGGGAGAAAUCCCGUUUCAAAUUGGGAAUCUCAAACAGCUACAAUUUCUUAAUCUUGCAAGUAACACUCUUUCUGGAGCUAUCCCUUUUCAGACUGGAAAUCUUCCUCUCUUGCAUACACUCCGGCUGGGUGGCAAUUUUGAUAUAAAAGAUAAGGAUGCAGAGUGGUUCUCUAAUCUCUCUUCCUUAACCACUCUUGAAUUCACUUCAUUACACAAUCUUGUUGCCUCUCGUCACUUGCUACAGACUAUAAGUAAGUUUAUUCCAAACUUAAGAGAGAUGAGGCUUGUUAAUUGUUCUCUCUCAGAUGCUGAUAUCAAAUCCUUCUUUUAUUCUUACUCCAACUUUUCCACUUCUCUUACCAUCCUUGAUUUUUCUUCUAAUCUGCUAACGUCCUCAACGUUUCAUUUGUUAUCUUCUCUUUUUCCAAAUUUUCCAUCUCUUAAGAUCCUUGGCCUCUCUUAUAAUAAUCUUUCAUCAUCAAUAUUUCAAGGUAAUUUUAAUUUUGGAUCAAAACUGAAAGAGCUUCAUUUAGAAAACUGCAGUCUUACAGAUAGAAGUUUUACUGUUUCAUCUACUUCCACAAUGAAUUCCUCAUCUUCUCUUCUCUACCUUGAUCUCUCCAAUAACUUGCUGAAAUCAUCCGAUAUAUUUCAUUGGAUUUUUAACUUCACCACCGAUCUUAAUACUCUUUACCUUAAUGGUAACUUGUUAGAAGGUCCGAUUCCAGAUGUAUUUGGAAAAGCAAUGAACUCUCUUGAAGUUAUUCAUCUCUCCUAUAACAAACUACAGGGCAAGAUUCCAUCUUUCUUUGGGAACAUGUGCAAAUUGCAGAGAUUAUACCUCUCAAAUAACAAGUUGAAUGGGGAAAUUUCUAGUUUCUUUCAAAAUUCCUCAUGGUGCAACAGACACGUAUUUCAGACUUUGGAUUUAUAUUAUAACCAAAUUACUGGCAAGAUACCUAAAAGCAUCACAUUGUUAUCUGAAUUGGAGAAGUUAUACUUGGAUGGGAAUUCUUUAGAGGGUGACGUCACUGAAAUAAAUGCGACUGAAUGUGAAACCUCUAACUCAAUGCAUGAGCAGUGUGUAGUGACCAACCGGGUCGUUAUAAAUUUUGAUUAG
Messenger RNA from Cajanus cajan (pigeon pea), 1317 nucleotides. The record is from RefSeq and is a predicted model, not a curated record. Lineage: Eukaryota; Viridiplantae; Streptophyta; Magnoliopsida; Fabales; Fabaceae.